CCAAAGUUCUUCACAUUCCCACUUCUGCUCCUCUGAGUGACCACGUCCCAGCUCUGCACGUCUAAAGACAGAAACCAUGCCUUCUGAACUGGAAACAGCCAUGGAGUCACUCAUCAAAGUGUUCCACCGUUACGCCUCAAAGGACAACAAGACCACCACCCUGAACCGACGAGAGCUCAGAGAGUUGAUGGAAAACGAGCUGUCCAACUUCCUUCUGAGUCAGAAGGACCCCGCUGCUAUCGACAAGAUCAUGAAGGACCUGGACACCAACGGCGACGGCCAGGUGGACUUUGAGGAGUUUGUUUCUCUGGUUGUCGGACUUUCCAUUGCCUGUGAGCAUUGCUACCAGAUGCACAUGCACAAGAAGACAAAGAAGUGAAGGACGGCAGCGGGGGAGAGAGGAGAAGAAGCCACAAAAAGCAUUUCAAUUUUUGUAAAGAGAGUUUUGUCCAUUAAAUACAAUGAAGAAUUUCAAA
Paralichthys olivaceus (Japanese flounder) is the source of this 476-nucleotide messenger RNA. It is a transcript of the gene s100a10a, whose product is annotated as S100 calcium binding protein A10a. The record is from RefSeq and is a predicted model, not a curated record. Gene Ontology annotation, molecular function: calcium ion binding; calcium-dependent protein binding. Gene Ontology annotation, cellular component: cytoplasm. Lineage: Eukaryota; Metazoa; Chordata; Actinopteri; Pleuronectiformes; Paralichthyidae.